This is a messenger RNA of Haplochromis burtoni (Burton's mouthbrooder), 6325 nucleotides long. Its product is annotated as protein HIRA. Gene Ontology annotation, molecular function: protein binding; nucleosome binding. The coding region runs from base 242 to 3307 and encodes 1021 amino acids. Gene Ontology annotation, biological process: regulation of DNA-templated transcription; chromatin remodeling; DNA-templated transcription. The transcript has 25 exons. Lineage: Eukaryota; Metazoa; Chordata; Actinopteri; Cichliformes; Cichlidae. The record is from RefSeq and is a predicted model, not a curated record. Gene Ontology annotation, cellular component: HIR complex; nucleus.
CCUGAGCUGCCUGGUGUUCGCCCGUUUGUCAUCCGGGGCCGCCUGUCUGUUGCUGUCCGUUGGUCGACUCGGGGACUCGGGGAUGCUGCGAGAUGGGAGUUGAAUCGCGCAAUCAACAAAGUGUCGGACGGAGUUUGAGACAAUAGGAGGGAGCUUUUCGUUAGUUUUCCCAUGAACCGAAAGUGAGCGCUGGAUGGAUUUUUGUUUCGAAGGGAUUUAAAAUAAAAUACCCGGGGUGAAAAUGAAGCUGCUGAAGCCGAGCUGGGUGAGCCACAACGGUAAACCCAUAUUUUCAGUUGACAUCCACCCCGAUGGAACAAAAUUUGCAACUGGUGGCCAAGGGGAGGAUUCGGGGAAGGUGAUGAUCUGGAACAUGGCGCCGGUCCUCAGAGAGGAGGAUGAGAAGAACGAGAAUAUUUCCAAAAUGCUUUGCCAGAUGGACAAUCACUUAGCCUGUGUGAACUGUGUGCGCUGGUCCAACAACGGGCAGUGUCUGGCCUCUGGAGGAGACGACAAGCUGGUCAUGGUGUGGAAGAGAGCUGCGUUCAUCGGUCCCAGCACAGUGUUUGGGUCAAGCAGCAAGUUGGCCAAUGUGGAGCAGUGGAGGUGUGUCACAAUCCUGAGGAACCACACUGGAGAUGUGAUGGACGUGGCGUGGUCUCCUCAUGACGUGUGGCUGGCCUCCUGCAGUGUGGAUAACACCAUUGUGAUCUGGAACGCUCGCAAAUUUCCAGAGAUGAUCACUACUCUGCGAGGACACACUGGCCUGGUGAAAGGCCUCACAUGGGAUCCAGUGGGGAAAUACAUCGCCUCCCAGGCUGACGACCACAGUCUGAAAGUGUGGCGGACGGUGGACUGGCAGAUGGAUGCAAACAUCACCAAACCUUUCAGUGAGUGCGGUGGGACGACCCACGUCCUGCGUCUGUCCUGGUCUCCAGACGGUCAGUAUCUUGUGUCGGCUCAUGCAAUGAACAACUCCGGCCCCACCGCUCAGAUUGUGGAGAGAGAUGGCUGGAAGACUAAUAUGGACUUUGUGGGCCACCGUAAAGCUGUCACUGUGGUGAAAUUCAACCCAAAGAUUUUCAAGAAGAAGCAGAAGAAUGGCAGCUCUCCGAAGCCCAGCUGUCCGUACUGCUGCUGCGCUGUCGGCAGCAAAGACCGAUCGCUCUCUGUCUGGCUCACCUCACUGAAGCGCCCUCUUGUGGUCAUCCAUGAUCUUUUCGAUAAAUCCAUUAUGGACAUUUCCUGGACAUUGACGGGUCUGGGGAUGUUGGUUUGUUCGAUGGAUGGCACAGUCGCCUAUUUGGACUUCUCCCUGGAUGAACUGGGAGACCCGCUGAAUGAAGAGGAGAAGAACAGUAUCCAUCAGAACAUCUACGGUAAGAGUCUGGCUAUAACCAGCCCCGAGGCUCAGCUCUCCACCACCAUCAUCGAGAACCCCGAGAUACUCAAAUACCAACAGGAGCGGCAGAACUCUGCCCAGGCCAACUCAGGACCAGGUGCUGCUGCACCUGAAUCCUCAGCACCCAAACUCAACAGUGUGAUGAACGGGGAGUCUCUGGAGGACAUCAGGAAGAAUCUUUUGAAGAAGCAGGUGGAGACGAGAACAGCAGAUGGCAGAAGAAGAAUCACACCGCUCUGCAUUGCUCAGCUGGACACGGGGGAUUUCUCUCCGGCUUUGUUCAACAGUGUUCCCAUCCUGCCCUCGGGCUCAUCCAUGUCCAGCCAGCUCACCCCCCAGCUCAGCUCCGACUCCAGCCCAGGACAGGCCUCUUCUAUGGGGCUUAAGCCCACACACGACCCCAUGCUUACCUCACCUCCUCCCAACAACACUGCUAAGCCAAUGGAGGACAACAAUGAUGGUGUCAAAUCCAGUCUGCUGCUCACCUCUGCCUCCAAGAUUGAGCCAAUGAAAGCUUUGGACUCCAGGUUUACAGAGAGGUCAAAGGCCACACCAGGCGUGACAGCCGCCAUUUCGUCCACAGCUGGACUCACACCGUUAGACAGCAACAGGCCGAAAGACGGCGUCACCGCCCAGAAGGAGGCAAAAACCAAAGAAGAGACCAGCAGUGACAGCGAGGAUAAGAUGGCUGCCAUCAACAAGAACCUGACAUUUGGCAAGAGGAAACCAGAGCUGCUGCUGGAUGGAAGAGAGGUGCUGGAGAAGAGGAAAAAGGGACGGCCCAGGAAAGACAAGAUGGCUGCUUCCAUGGCCCAACCUUUCACUCAGACAACUCCUCCCGCGGAACGGGAGCCCAGCAGGGUUGUAGCUCCUCCAGCUCCUGUCGCUGUUCUCAAAUUACCAACACCAAGUACACAGAAGGCCUUCAGUCUGCAGGUGAGCAUGGAGCCCUCAGUGUUCCUGGAGGUGGAGAAUGAGGUGUCCAUGGUUGCAGGUUCGAAGCUCAGCCAGCUGCGAUGCUCCAGAGACGGACGAGACUGGAACACGCUCCUGCCCAGCUCUGUGGUCGUUGCUGCAGGCAGCAGUGACAUCCUUGCAGUCGCCUGUGAGGACAGGAUGUUGUCAGUCUUCUCUUCCUGUGGGCGGCGACUCCUUCCUGCCAUUCAGCUAGGCACGCCUGCGUCUGCCUUACACUGCUCUGCCCACUACGUCAUGGUUCUGACCGCUGGAGCGACUUUGUCCGUGUGGGAUGUUCAGAAACAGAAGGCUCUGGUCAAGAACGAGUCUCUGCUGACUGUUUUGUCUGGUGCUGACACUACAGUGUCCCAGUCUCUGCUGACUCAGCAGGGAGUUCCAGUCAUUGGACUGUCCAACGGGAAGUCGUACUGCUUCAGCUCCUCUCUGGAGACAUGGACUCUGAUAGCAGAUAAAAGUGACUCUCUGGUUCAGUGUGCUGACUUCAGGAGCUGCCUGCCUAGCCACGAUACACCGGUGUCCUCUGGGCCUCUGGCUGUCAUGCAGGGACGCAACCUCAAUGCCGGUCGGCUGGCUUCCCGCCUCUCCUCCACCCCUCACCACCUGCAGCAGAGCAUGACGCUGGCCUUCCUGGAGAAUCAGCUGGCGUCUGCUUUGACUCUGCAGUCAGCACAGGAGUAUCGCUACUGGCUGCUCAUCUAUGCCCGUUUCCUCGUCAAUGAAGGCUCAGAGUAUCGCCUCAGAGAACUCUGCAAGGAGCUCCUGGGUCCUGUCCACAAAUCAGCGGCUACAUCCUGGGAGCCCACCACACUGGGUCUACGUAAGCGUGAGCUGCUGCGGGAGGUCUUACCCGUCAUCGGUGAAAACCUUCGGUUCCAGAGACUGUUCACUGAGUACCAGGAUCAGCUGGAGUUGCUGCGCAACAAAUAGCACGCACUGCUACGCAGACAGAAACUGACACAAACACACACGGACUUAAAACAGUUCGGUUUGCCUCGGCUCAGCUCCGGUAAACUUUGACUGCUUUCUUCAACUUGAAACGCUGCUCUGGCUCAGACCUGAAAAACACGACCUGGGUGUCUUCUGAGAACUUUAACAUCAGCCGGUCCUCAGCUUUUUGAGCGCUGGGACUUUUCAGUGCUGUCGUUCACCAGACAGUUUUUUUUUUUUUUUUCUUUCUGGUUUUCAGUUUCAAUUCUCCUCUCCUGUCUUUAUUCCUUCUAAAUGUGAUCUUUUUGACCUAUGCACCUCCUGCCCUCCUAAUCAUGAACCUAGAAAAGGUAACUCAAGGGAGAUGGUGAUAGAAACGGUCGUCAGGUGCAGCAUCAGCAGCUGUAUGGAAUCAUUCUCAGAGGUCUUGGAGAGAGAUCAGAGGUAAAAUGUAAAGAGAAAUGUAAAUUAGAACAGAUUUAUAGGAGCAAUAUGCUUGCACCAAAGUGAUGCCAAUUUAGUGAGAAAUAGUCUCUCACCUGCAUCUGCCAGGUGAAGGAAAUGAAGGGCAUCCAGACUACGGAUCAGUUGGGUUUUUACAGGUUGGUAUUCCCGAGUGUACCGUUAUCUUUAAAAUCAGCAGUUCUCAUACCAAAAUGCGAAAAGGGUGGUAAAAUGCAAGGCCAUGACUGAAAUGCAGGAUUGUUGUCUGUGAAAUAAAAUUGGAAAAAUGAAAAAAGAAUUUGUGCACAAACAUUAAGCAGAAAUUUAUGUAAGCACUAAACUAGGGCUAUCUGUGAGUCUCCACCUUCGAUUGGUGCAUUCACCAUUCUUUGGUCCUCCCUCGACUUAAUGAGCUUUUACAUUCUGUAAUCUCUCCACAGUGUAGCUCCAUUCUUAGCUAUUUAAAAUAGAUUUUGUUUGUAAAAGGAUAAUCCUUCACUUCUGCAGAGAUGGGCUGGCGCAUCUAGAUGAAGGUGAUUUUAAAAAAGUCAUCGCCCUACAGAGAAUGGGAUCUGGUGCAACUGGGAAACAACGUCUGACGCUACGACUGAUCAUUAGGCUAAACCAGUAUCACAUCUCAGAAUCUCUGGCUGCACUAAAAUCAUCGUAAACACAAAUUCAGACAAAAUAAAGUUCUUAAAAAAUGAACGAGACACCAGAUGGUUUAGGGCAUUGCAGGAAUCCCUGGUAGAUGUGCAAUAGUUGUACAUCGGUACAAGCUCUUGGUGCUAGACAUUGUUUGGAAACUGUUAGUGCCGAGUGUUGAGGUUACAGGUUGAGAGAAAGAAUCAGCUUAUGGAAUCAAAAUUUCUUCAUUAUUUUUUAACUGUUUUCUCAACACAAGACACGUUUUAGAGUGUUGAGAAAAUGGUUCUGUUUUCAGGCCGGCCUUAGUCAUUGCACGGUGUUAUACGGUGGCUGCAUGAAUCAUAAUGCACAAUAUUAAAUUAACCCAACAGUAGGCCUUUCAGACAUGGGUAACAUGGCUGACUUACCAGUCUGUUACAGUAAUGGCACUCUGUCAUUCGUAGGGCACUUUUACACUUUAACUGUGGCGUCAGACAGACUUACUGACAGCGGUGGAACAAUGCAAAGUGAUGGAAUGUGCAAGAAAUUUGUCAUAGUUGCAAAAGUCUUGACGCACAUGUGGUAACAAGUAUUUUUGGUAUUAUCUCCAAAUCUAACCCACAGACUGUAUAAAAGAUGUAUGCCGUUAAAGCUGCAGUCUAAUAUUGGCCACCAGAGGGCGAUAAAGAGUUCUAGUCCUUUGGGAAAGCUGCCCUUAUACUUGACCUCUGUAAAAACUUUGCUGGUGAGUUAAAGGUCUCAGUCAAUCAUUUCAGGUCUUCGUCAACAUCAAGAUUAUUUUGUAAAUUUAGCUUAUGAUUUCACAGUUGUUUGGUUUUUGCUCGUCACACCCAGUUUCAAAACGCCAAGAUGGCAACAGCGAAAAAGCUUCUCUCGAAUCUUCAAAUUGUGACCACAGAAGAAUGUUUUCAUGUAGAAAACUGUAAUAAUGAAGCCACACGCUAUCAUACAAGUUCUGCUUUUUUUGUUUGUUUAGUUUGUUUUGUUUUCUGUCAUGUGUAAUCUGUCCAAACUUUGCAGUGAUAAAUUUUUCCUCUGUCCAGGCGAGCAACAUUGCUGGCCCACUUCAGUCUAAAAGUGACCAGUGUGCGGGCUCAGAAUGAUGGAAAUGGAUAGAGGCUAAUCACAGUUAAAAAAUCUCUUAACUCGCAUGUCCAGAGUAGCUGCAGGGUUUUAUUUUUCUGAACUCCACCAAAAAUGGUUCUGGAUUUCUCAGAUAAUUAUGUCUUAUAUUUGAAAUGGACAUUUCAGGAGACCAGACUCGGUGAAAUGUUCUGUAUAUGUGUUUUUUUCCACUUGGUUUGUAAAUAAGCUGAACUCAGAAACACAACCAGAGCCGAUAAAGGCUCCGAUUUCUCUCGAUUUCUCUUCACAUUUCUCUGCUGCUGUGCAAGAAUCACUGCUUUCAAUUCAGGAUUAAGGAGGGAAAAUUGUUUUCUGAUAUCCAUUAACUUGACAUUUGACCCAAAGGUCAAGAAAUCCAGUGACACAUUAAUGAAGUUCAUUUACCUUAAUAGUACGUGUGUUUAGCCUUUUGUUAGUCUGCAGCAACAUUAAUGCACUCCUCUGCCUGCUCUGUGUGAUCGCACAGGAAGCUUGUUUAGUGUUAUAUUUCACUUCUGGGUGUGGUAAGCAGCACAGAGGAAUCCUUUUUACUUAACACCCCCCUUUUUAUUUUUUCUUCUUUUUUUUUUUUUUUUAUCUGUACAGAACUUCCUUCCUUAUUUGUUUCAUUUCUUUUUGUUGUUGUUUUUUCGGGGGGUUUUCGCUGUCAGUCAUUUUUAAAUGUUUCUACAAGACGUUUUGUUUGAUUUGUUUUCAAUUUGUAUAAGAAAAAGAAAAAAUAACCAGAGACAAGCUGAAGUUUUUGCUUUGGAAAAAAAAGAGGAAAGAUUAAACAAAUGAGGAACAGUUGUGGCUUGUUAA